Molecule: messenger RNA, 962 nt
Organism: Nymphalis io (European peacock)
Lineage: Eukaryota; Metazoa; Arthropoda; Insecta; Lepidoptera; Nymphalidae
Product: trypsin, alkaline C-like
Exons: 5
Coding region: 111-962 (283 amino acids)
Biological process (GO): proteolysis
Molecular function (GO): serine-type endopeptidase activity
Source: RefSeq, a predicted model, not a curated record
AAAUUAAUAAUACUUUUAUCUUUUCAGGCUAAUCGAUGAAUGAAUGAUAAACGAAGAUUAUUAACAAUAUAAAACGUCGCUAGAAAAUAAAAACACUUUAAAAUUAAACAAUGUUCGUAAUAACACUGUUGGCUCUCGUUGGCGCCGCGAUUGCGGCACCAAACGCACUCGCUCCGCGUAUUGUUGAAGGACCAGCACCAAACGCACUCGCUCCGCGUAUUGUUGGAGGAUCUAAUGCUAACAUAGAAGAUUACCCUUUUAUGGCAGUCAUAUUAGGAUCUAAUGACGACUACAUUCAAGUUCGUUUUAUACCCUACUGCGGUGGAACUCUAAUCACAACCAGAUCCAUUCUUACGGCAGCCCACUGUUUCUUUAACAACGUUAUAGAUAACAGACAAAUACGAGUGCGACUUGGCUCGCCAUUCUCAUAUUUUGGAGGUGACUUUCAUAGAGUUCAAAAUUGGAUUAAGCAUCCUGGAUACGCGUUUCCUAAAGUAUAUCACGAUAUUGCAAUACUGAAACUCGCCGCCCCCGCCACACUCUCCAGCCGCAUUGGACUUGCCCCUAUCGCUGGACCCAACUACUUGGUCGCAGAUAAUACUACCGUCACCGCUGCCGGAUGGGGCUUACUUGAAUUUGGUGGUGAACCGUCACAUAUCCUUCAACGAGUUGACGUACAAAUAAUCAACCACGACAUCUGCAGAGAAAAUUACGCUGAACUGCAGUCUUUGCUAGGCGAACAUCAAGUUCCUAAUGUAACAUCGGAAAAGAUAUGCGCUGGAAUAUUAGAUGGUGGUGGCAAGGAUGCAUGCAGUGGUGACUCAGGAGGACCUCUGCUUCAUCAAGGAAUCGUUAUAGGAGUCACCUCUUGGGGCCAUGAAUGCGCUCUCGCGAAAUAUCCCGGAGUGUAUGUUAACGUACCAUCUUAUACCAGUUGGAUUGUUGAUAAUGCAAAAAAAUAA